Saxophila tyrrhenica is the source of this 555-nucleotide messenger RNA. RefSeq lists its product as uncharacterized. The transcript is spliced from 2 exons. The record is from RefSeq and is a predicted model, not a curated record. Lineage: Eukaryota; Fungi; Ascomycota; Dothideomycetes; Mycosphaerellales; Extremaceae. Bases 1 to 555 code for a protein of 184 amino acids.
AUGAAGGUCACCGCCGCAGCCAUUGCAAUCACCGGCCUCAUCUCCUCCGCUUCCGCCCAGUACUUCAGCGUCAUCGCCGCCCGCUCCGCAUCACCCAUCCACCUCCGCGAGCUCGCCGCCGACGCCGAGAGCAUCUGGAUCGGCAAGGAGACUUCCGCAUACUGCCCCAAGGAGGUUGUCGGCAAGAAGAACUGCCCAAAGGGCAAGUACACGACUUUUGCCGGCGGCGACAAGUCUCUCAGCAUGGGCACCGUCGUGCCAGGCGGCCAGCAGGUCUACAUCGACCCGAAGUGCGGCUCUGUCAAGUACACCAUCGCCCACUCUGCCGCCAUGCCCGAAGGCGCCAUCCGGCUCGGCUGGUCUCUCGACGAGGGCGAGUCGUUCGGCACUCUCUCCUGGAGACGUGGUCUCCUCGCCUGCCCUGUCGGCGAUGCGGACGACGAGGUGUACAAGAUCCACGCCAAUAUCAAGGGCGUCAAGUUCAGCGACGACUGCCUCGGCUUCAACGCGUUGACCACCAACCAGACCAAGGCGUCUGCUUGGCAGUACACCUAA